Guillardia theta CCMP2712 is the source of this 351-nucleotide messenger RNA. RefSeq lists its product as hypothetical. The record is from RefSeq and is a predicted model, not a curated record. Bases 1 to 351 code for a protein of 116 amino acids. Gene Ontology annotation, cellular component: mitochondrial inner membrane. NCBI's taxonomy places the organism in Eukaryota, Cryptophyceae, Pyrenomonadales, Geminigeraceae. Gene Ontology annotation, molecular function: S-adenosyl-L-methionine transmembrane transporter activity. The transcript is spliced from 3 exons.
AUGUCAGUCUCGUGUAUCUUGCCACUCCUCCUCCUCCUCCUCCUCCCUCGCACGUCGGCUCUGCAGCAGCAUACCUCUGUCCAAGAAGCACCUAGUGGCAGUCUCGUGCAGCAGCCACUGACAGCAGACUUCGUUGUUCGCAGUGCCAUCGCUGGAGGCUUUGCCGGCAUGACGCUAGAGCUAGCCUUAUAUCCUCUUGACACCAUCAAGACCAGGAUACAGACAAGGCAGGCCUCGAGCAGGAAAGAACUUUUCAAGGACCUCUUCAAAGGGAGUCUGGGGGCUUGUGCGGGCAUCAUUCCGUCCUCGAUCUUGUUCUUCAUGGCCUAUGUAUGCUACCCCCCGGAUUGA